AUGGGAGGCAAGCUGAGCAAGAAGAAGAAGGGGUACAAUGUGAACGACGAGAAGGCCAAGGACAAGGACAAGAAGGCCGAGGGGACGGGGACCGAAGAGGAGGGAACCCCGAAGGAGAAUGAGAGCCAGGCCGCGGCCGAGCCCACCGAGGUGAAGGAGAGCAAGGAGGAGAAGCCCGACAAGGACGCGCCGGAGCCCGCGGCCCAGCCCGAAGACAAGGAGGGCGACAAGGACGCCGCCGGAGCCCAGGAAGACGCGCCCAAGGCCGAGCCCGACAAGGCCGAGGGGGCGGCCGAGGCCAAAGCGGAGCCCGCCAAGGAGCCGGAGCCCGAGCCGCAGGCCCCCGCCGCCGCCGAGGGCAAGUCCGCCGAGCCCGCCGCCGCCGAGGGCAAGGCCGACGCCACGGCCACGGCCAAGGCCGACGCCACAGCGCCCCCUGCCGCCGAUGACAAGAGCAAGGAGGACGCGGAGGCCAAAAAGACUGAGGCUCCCGCCGCCCCGGAGACCAAAAGUGACGCGGCCCCGGCUUCAGACUCUAAACCGGGCAGCGCCGAGGCUGCCCCCUCCUCCAAGGAGACCCCCGCGGCCACGGAGGCGCCCAGUUCUACACCCAAGGCCCAGGCCCCCGCGGCCCCGACCGAGGAGGCCACACCCGCCGAGGCCGCGAACCCCGACCAAACCGUGGCCGCCAAGGAGUAA
Messenger RNA from Elephantulus edwardii (Cape elephant shrew), 699 nucleotides. RefSeq names its product brain acid soluble protein 1-like. The coding region runs from base 1 to 699 and encodes 232 amino acids. Gene Ontology annotation, biological process: negative regulation of DNA-templated transcription. The record is from RefSeq and is a predicted model, not a curated record. Gene Ontology annotation, molecular function: transcription cis-regulatory region binding; transcription corepressor activity. NCBI's taxonomy places the organism in Eukaryota, Metazoa, Chordata, Mammalia, Macroscelidea, Macroscelididae. The transcript has a single exon. Gene Ontology annotation, cellular component: nucleus; cytoplasm.